Molecule: messenger RNA, 1026 nt
Organism: Miscanthus lutarioriparius
Lineage: Eukaryota; Viridiplantae; Streptophyta; Magnoliopsida; Poales; Poaceae
Source: the annotation of a GenBank genome assembly
AUGGCCACUUGCAGACUCGCCGCAAGCCCGUUGCCGCAAGGCCAUGUCAUGCGCUGGCCGCUGGACGAGGACGACGACCUGCGCGGGCGCCUCCACGCGCCGUCCCCGCGUCUCUCCGGCCUUCCUCUCUUCCACGGCAGGAGCCGCAGGCGGCCGUCCUCCUCCGUGGUCUGCAUGCCGGAGCCCUAUCUGAUUGCCAAGCUGGAUUCUGCAGAGAAGGCCUGGAAAGAAAUGUCGCAGCAGAAUUACAACUCACCCCAAGUCACUGAAAUUAUUGAACAGCAGCAGUUACAGGAGGGAAGAGACCGUCGACAGAGCCCCCUGAUCAAGCCAAAUGGUGACUUAGAUACCUUCAUGCUGUACAGGGCACUGAAAACGGCUGAUUCCAAUCCUGAACCUUGGGCAAAGUUUGUAUGGAACAACAAGGCGCCGCCUAGGGUCAAAUUCUUUGCGUGGCUGCUAUCACAAGGAAGACUACAGUGCAAGGCCAAUCUAGCCAGGAAGAGGAUCGUGGAAGGCCCAGUUUGUGAUAUCUGCCAUGCAGCGGAUGAAACGGCAGAUCAUGUCAUCUUUGGUUGCCCUGCUGAUGACAGCUGCGAAGGAAUAGCAGUCUUCAGGAAUGACAGGACCACGCUCCAAGGAACUCUUACGGCAUGCAAAUCGAAGCUCAACUAUGGAAGAAAUACUGUGAGCGCAACAACUGGAAGUUUAAGCCGGUUUCUCAGCUCAGAAGCAGAAAUGGGUGGAUACAAGACAUACGUGAUGGAGGUCAAGGGGAAACAAAUCUAUAGUAAAUUGAAGUUUGAGUCAGGUGUACACCGUGUUCAGCGUGUUCCCCAGACAGAGACUAUGGGCCAUGUUCAUGCGUCAACAGCAACUGUAGCUAUUAUGCCAGAGGCCGAUGAACUUGAUGUGGUUAUUGAUCCAAAAGAUAUUGAGCUUAAAACAGCAAGAUCUGGUGGAGCUGGAGGGCAGAAUGUUAACAAGGUGGAGACGACUGUUAAUCUUAUUCACAAGCCUACAUGA